Molecule: messenger RNA, 1413 nt
Organism: Chenopodium quinoa (quinoa)
Lineage: Eukaryota; Viridiplantae; Streptophyta; Magnoliopsida; Caryophyllales; Amaranthaceae
Product: probable carboxylesterase 2
Exons: 1
Coding region: 130-1107 (325 amino acids)
Molecular function (GO): hydrolase activity
Source: RefSeq, a predicted model, not a curated record
ACUCCCAACGCUACAACCCAACCGCCACUUAAUAUUCCCCUCUUUCCCCACCCCUUCCGUUUCUCACCAUUACAUUUUCUAACCUCCAAACAAAAAAACCAAAAUACCAAAGAAGAAAAACAAACAAAAAUGGAAGUCCAAAUGUCAUCAGAAAUCCUCCAUGAUUUCUCCCCUCGUCUUCGAGUCUACAAAGAUGGCCGAAUCGAACGUCUUCUCAAAACCGACACUGUUCCACCAUCAUUUGAUUCAGCCACCUUAGUCAAUUCCAAAGACAUAACCAUCUCACCGGGUUUAUCAGCCCGUAUUUUCCGACCCGUCAAAGUUGACCCUCCAAACGCUAAUCUUCCCAUCCUUAUUUACAUCCAUGGCGGCGCCUUUUGCCUCUACUCUGCUUCGUCUUCAAUCUACCAUAGCUACCUCAACUCCCUCGUUUCACAGGCUCGCUGUAUCGCCAUCUCAGUCGAUUACCGUCUCGCUCCGGAACACCCGAUGCCCGCUUGCUAUGACGAUUCCUUGGCCGCGACAAAGUGGGUGUUGUCUCAUUCAACCGGGUCAGGGCCCGAGCCGUGGCUCAAUGACCGGGCUGAUUUUGAUCAGGUCUUUCUUGCUGGGGACAGUGCUGGAGCUAACAUUGUCCAUGACAUUGUCACUCGGAUUCAAUCCGAGUCCGAUGGGUCUGGGUUUGGGUCUGGGUCUGAGUCUUAUUUUGCAGGGAUCGCAAUGGUCCAUCCAUUCUUCGGAGACAGUGAGCCCAAUGGGCUAUGGGAUUAUCUGUACCCGGAUACGACCGGGGUUUUAGACCCGAGGUUGAACCCGGCGGCUGACCCGGAGAAAAUGAGGAGAGAGAUUGUUGGGUGUAAGAAGGUGUUGGUUUGUGUCGGUGGGAAAGAUUUCUUAAGAGAUAGAGGAGUGAAAUACUAUGAAGUUUUAAGGGAAGGUCAAGAAAAUGGUGAAUGGAAAGGUGAAUUAGAGUUUAUGGAAAGUAAAGGAAGAGGUCAUGUUUUUCAUCUGUAUAAGCCUGAUUGUGAUGAAGCUAAAGAUCUGCUUAAAAGGGUGGCUGAUUUUAUCAAUAAUUCGAACUCCCAAAUCUGUGCUUGUGAGAUGUGAUCAUGGUUUAGUACUUUUGUCGGGUUUAGUUGUCGCACUGCAUAUUUACUAAUUGGUUGUGGAAAGUUCAACUAUGAAAUGUAAAAAUUAUGGGGUUAAAUUUGUUAAAUUAUCUGUAAUGUUGUUAUUAGUGGUAGACUAGUAGUAAUAUUUAUGUAGUAAUAAUGUCGCAUUAUUGUAAGUUAAUAACUUAGUUUGAAUCAAAAUCUUGGUGAUUGGCUGAAUUGUGGGUUACAUUGAUUGAUACUAAUCAUACUACUAUUGAUUAUUAUUGUACGAAAUAAAUUCCAGCAUAUGUUUUGCAUU